UUUCUCCCUUUUAAAAACACGCCGCCGCCUUGCAGACAUGUCGCCCACGGACAGCUUCGCGUCUUUCCCCGCUCAAGUGUGGGAGAAGGUGCUGUCGAAGGUGAAGAAGGCGGUGGUGUUUAUGGACGAGCCGUGCUCGGAGAGUCUGCACUGGAGCGCAGGCGGCGCCGCGCGGCUCUUCGGGGCAGGAGCCCGCAACGUCAAGCGCUUCUCCAGCUUCGAGGCCGGCGCGGAUGACGAGCCCAAAGCGGUGUUCGUGGUCAGCACGCUGCUGAAGGGGAGAACGGCGGAUGUUAUUAAAGACAUAAUCUCCCUCAGCCGCUUCCAGUACUGCGUGGUGUUCACGGCCGUACCUCACUCGCUCCACCUCGCCUCCGGCUCCAGCAGCAGCAGCAGCGCUGAGUCCGAGGGAAGCCCCGUGUUCGCGCGCUUCGAGGAGAAGCUCUGCGAGUGGAUGGGCGACAUGAACUACACGGCCGAGGUGGCUUACGCCCCGGUCGCUUUCGCCCGCCUUUCGCCUCAGCUCCUGCUCGCGCCGGCCUUCGCCGACCUCUUCCCGCUGCUGGAGAGCGACCUCCAGUCUGUGAACGAGAAGAGGCCCGAGAAAAGGCGGUUUUUGAGCGUGGCGGACGUGGACGCGGCCGCCCUGCCCGUCGAGCUGCAGGUUAAAAUGAAGGCGUUCGCCUCGGCGCUCGAUGCUCUGCUCGAGUUCAGCAGUGUGCGAGAAGAGAGCUUCGCCGUGGGGCCACUGAGCCGCCUGCUCGCGGCUGAGCUGGCCAGUCACCCGCAGGCGAAAAACAGAAGGAAGACUGCGCAAAAUAAAGCGUCGGUGGUCUUCAUCGACAGAACUCUGGAUCUGACAGGGGCUGUGGGUCACCAUGGGGACAACUUGGUGGAGAAGAUACUGUCUGUGUUGCCUCCCUUGCCAGGUCAUGUGACUGAUGUUCAGGUGGAUAUGUGGGAGCUCACACACUUGCGACGCACGUCUGAGGUGCAGGGUGUCUUGGCGCCUGGAUGCCUGGCUCAGAACCAGUCGGCGACAGCACGGUUGCUAUGGGAGGCUAUGCUGGUUGCUAAGCAAAAGGAGGCAGUGAUGGAGGUGAGGAGGCAACUGGUGGAGGCGGCCAGCAAAGAGAAUCUGCCAAUCAAAAUGAGCCUGGGGCGUGUGACGGCAGAGCAGCUCUCCUCGUACGUGCAGCUGUUUCGGGGCAGUUGGGGUGCGGUGGAGAGUCACUGUGGGGUGCUGCAGCUGGGGUUGGCCACCGCUCAUACGCUCCGCCACCCAGCCCUCACACACUGGGACGCCUGCCUAGCCUUCGAGAGGCUCCUGCUGCAGGCACUGGGAGACUCUGGACUGCCAGAUGUUCUGAAGCAACUCCUCCACCUGGUUAAGUCCAGUGGUUCUGACACUGGUGUGGAUCCUGGUUCUGGUGAUUUGAGUGUGGAUGAGCUGCUGGUGCUGCUUGUGUAUGUAUACUCUCUGGCCCAGGAGACCAAGAGCCGGUCCCAUGAUGAAGAUCAGGUGGAGAAGUUGGAGGCAGAGCUCGUUGGAGCACUGACACUCCUACUGACACAGCAGACCACAUUGAGCCCUCUUCUGCGGGAUAUUACAGGAGUGUCCAGUCUAGAGGAGCUGACGAUGGAGCGUGCACACACAGCGUUGGAGCAUGUGUUUGAGAUAUUGAGGGGGAUAGGCCACGCUCGGGAUCACUUGAAGCAGCUCCACUCAGUAUACAGUGCUGGAGAUGGUGUUCACCAGGCCACAUAUCGUCCAUUCCUGAAGCAGGUCCUAGAAGAGAUCUUCAACCCGAACCGGCCUGAGUGCCCUGACAUAGAACACACUUCAGGAGGACUGACUGAUCUGCUAAAGACCGGCUUCAGCAUGUUUAUGAAGGUCAAUCGGCCCCACCCGAGUGAUCACCCUUUACUGUUUCUUGUCCUGGUGGGCGGAGUCACCCCUUCAGAGCUCCGCCUCGUUCGUGAGGUUGUCUCCUCCCAUAAAGCGGGGACACAGGUUUUGGUGGUCUCUACCAGGCUGCUGAGGCCAGCCGACGUUCCACACCUGCUUUUCAACACCAACAGACUCUCACCUGAUAUAGGAGUGUGAGAAGAUGAUGAAGACCACAUACACUCAAUCUCUGAAAUAUGCAAUCAGUAAAAUGUACACAUUAAAAGCACAGAGGCAAUUAUUUCUUUAAAAGUUCCCACCACACAAAAACAGGGACGUUCUAGGGACAUUCAUUAAAUUUGCUUUUCUCUCCGUUGAAAGCCAUGUCUUAAUGUACUAAAACAAAGACCUAUGAGCACCAAGUUCUUUCUGCAUUAUGGGUUAAUUCUUUUGGCAUUAGGCAGUGUUUGAGUCUGAGGGAAAUUUGGUGUGCCGAGGUUUUUGUUGUAGCACAUUAGGCCAUAUUACUUUUUCACAUUAAGCAUUUAAAAGUGAUUCAUACAAAGACCUGAACAUCUCACUACAAACACACUCCAAGCACUGUGGAGCACAAAGUGCCGAACAGGGUGGAUUAGGUAGAUCUUGAUUUGGUUACAGGUGUUUUCAGUUCUGUGGUCCAACUGGGGACGAGCUGGUGGCUGUGGGCAAACAGUGAACGUGAAAAAUAAGAAGAAACUGUAAAUAUGUAUUUUGUUGUAAGUGACCAAAAACCCUAAAAGAAGGCUGAGUGUUAGUGUUAUAGCAGAUAUGUAACUUAACUGGUUUAAAUAAAUUUAAGACCAGUGUUCCCA
Molecule: messenger RNA, 2739 nt
Organism: Pygocentrus nattereri (red-bellied piranha)
Lineage: Eukaryota; Metazoa; Chordata; Actinopteri; Characiformes; Serrasalmidae
Gene: scfd2
Product: sec1 family domain containing 2
Exons: 9
Coding region: 38-2107 (689 amino acids)
Biological process (GO): intracellular protein transport; vesicle-mediated transport
Source: RefSeq, a predicted model, not a curated record